UACACUUAUUAAAUUUGUGAGUGUAGUUGUAAGUAAUUUUACAAACGCUUAUUUAAGUUUAUGAAAUUGUGCUUGUUUUAUGCGAGGUAGUAAAGUAAAUUUUAAAUAUUGAUAGCCACUGCCAGAUCUUGUGAUUUUAUCGCUUACUGAAAACUGAAUAACAACCCUAACCACGUUCUUGAAACUCUUUAUUGCUACAAUGGUUCAGAAAGGGCCUCGUCCUCUGGUACUGUGCGGACCUUCAGGCUCAGGCAAGAGCACGUUGUUGAAGCGGCUGCUGAAAGAAUUUCCCGACAAGUUUGGCUUCAGUGUCUCCCAUACAACAAGAGCACCACGGGCUGGUGAAAAAAACGGAGUGCAUUAUCAUUUCACUAACCUAAACGAUAUGUCAACUGCUAUUGAAAAAGGUGAAUUUAUAGAAACUGCAAUUUUCAGUGGAAACAUUUAUGGAACAAGCAAGAAAGCAGUAGAUGAUGUACGUCGUACUGGCAAAAUAUGUGUACUGGAUAUUGAAAUGGAAGGGGUGAAGCAAAUCAAACGCACAGACCUGGAUCCCCUGUUGGUCUUUGUGAUGCCACCAUCUAUAGAUGAACUGGAACGAAGACUCCGCGCCCGUAAUACGGAACAAGAAGAUAGCUUGAAAAAGAGAUUGGAAACGGCACGAAGAGAGAUUAAAUUUGGUCAAGAACCGGGAAACUUCAAUAUCAUCAUUUUGAAUGAUAAUUUGGACAAAGCCUAUAAUGAGCUGCGUGAUUUUAUUACACAAAAUAUUGAAGACAAUGAUCAAGAUGACACCAAUGAGAAAACUACAGACAAGAAGUGAACACUGCAUGGAGCAUGAUCUUUACUUAAUUAACUGCUAUUUAGAAAUUGGUGUUAGAUGAUGUUGUAGAUUAGAAUUUAUGUGAACCUUAAUAAUCUAAAAAAUAAUUUAUUGAUCAAUUUGAUGAUUUAAAAUUUAAAAUUAAUAUAGUAAUGUAGUGUGACGUAAUGCCCCAAAAAUAGAAUAAGUCAACUGGACAGGAAUGUUCUGAAACUACCUCCUUAUAAUAUUACAAUCUUUAAAUAUAAUAGUCAAUUUAUAUAAUAGUUCAUUUAAGAAUGUAGCCUGAUCAUUGCGCCACCAUAUCAUAUUUAAAUGAAAUGGAUAAAAACAUGCAUAAUAAAGAAAAGGGCGGAAUAUAAUAAAAAAACUUAACAAAGCAAAUCUUACAAUUUGUGCCAUUAACCUUGGAGUUCAUUCGCUGUAUUGUGAGUGAGAAUAAUAAUUUACCUAAUUUGAUAUUAAUAAAAUUAUCUCUUAAAACCUAAAAUAAUAAAGUUUCAAUAAAUAAUCUGUUUAAUGUUGCCAGAAUGUUUUAUAACUGCACAUUAAGAAAGUAACAAAUCGUCUUGAUCUGGGGCUUAAGGUCUUCUACAAAACAAGCAUAUUCUCAGAGACGUGCAGACUGGAAUAUCCUACGCAAUCGUGGUAUCACAAGAAUGAUCACCUUUAAACCUUUCAUCUAUCGCCGUCAUAAAAAAGUCCAUAAAUGGUGAUAAUAAACAAGUAGAAGGCAACAUUCGUAUGAUUGCAACAAGAAAAGUAGCUGGUAUUUUCGCCUUGCUUAUUGGAAGAACUCUAGAACUUAGCACAGGAUUUUGUGGCGCACUCAUAAAACCAUGAAAAACACCUAAAAAAUUUAAUUUGUAAACGUGUCACAAUUCAACAAUAGAAUGUUCUUACAUUAUUGUUUCACUUUCUAUAAAGUUUAAAUUUAUUGUCACAGUACCACCAGGCUGGUUUGCAUUUUCAUUAGUUUUAUUGUUAAGCAAUUUAUAUAUAUAAAUGAUAUCUGUUCACUCAGAUACAAAAAAAACCUUUAAUCCACAGAUUAGUUUACUGUGUUUUUGUUUAAAGAUAUUAAAUAUCGAAAUAGUAGUACUUUAAAUAGAAGUGUACCAUCAUGUUGUUUUAAGUAUUAGAUAUUAUAAUUAUAUACAAUUGUUUGGUUAUUUAAGGUUUGGCCUGCUAUAAAUGUUGAUUUAUUGACUUAACGAUUGCUUACUGUACUCUUAUAGACUUAUCAACUCUUUUUUCCCAUCGCGCCGGAAGCCCAUCCCAACUAUCCAAACCCACUGCUGGCUGUUGCCACCCUAGGUCUCGAAUGAACUCCCCUAAACAUAUUUUCCUGUGCAGUAUGUCAAGUCAUUCUUUGAAGGGUUCCCAACGAUAGGCAACAGCUUGAUUGUCUCUCACUGUCACUCACUCCUCUCUGUUGCUGAGUAUGAGCGACAGUGGCCACUCACCACAAAAUGGGCCACAUACUCGAAAAAAAACCUGAACAAGUGCCAAAUUCCCGAGUAUUUAAUAAUAGUAUUUAUUGAAUAUUGAUGCAAAACCAUUGUUUUUCUUAAUAUUUUAUGUAUUCAGAAUUUAGCAUCAAUAUCAAAAAAGUUCAGUACUUAGAAAAUAUAGAAUUAAGGUUAUGAAAUGUGAACAUAUUGCAUAAUAUUAUUCUUGUAAACGCUAAUAUGUAAUCUUCGUAGAAUUUUAGCUAUUUAUGAAUUAUUAUAUCACGCUGAUAUUUGUGCAUUUUGUGUAUUUAAAAUGCUUGUUAUUCUAAUCAACAUCAAGUCGCCUCCAUUUCGGUGUUUAUUUUAAAAACCAUUCCAUUGUAAUCUUCGCGAAAGUAUACUUGUAUAUUACUAAGACUUGUGAUUGCUAAGAUUUUUUUAAAUUAGUUUCUGCAGUGUUAUUAGCUGUAAAAAAAUUUAAACCAUAGUAAU
Bombyx mandarina (wild silkworm) is the source of this 2769-nucleotide messenger RNA. Its product is annotated as guanylate kinase. Gene Ontology annotation, biological process: purine nucleotide metabolic process. Gene Ontology annotation, molecular function: GMP kinase activity. Gene Ontology annotation, cellular component: cytosol. The record is from RefSeq and is a predicted model, not a curated record. Lineage: Eukaryota; Metazoa; Arthropoda; Insecta; Lepidoptera; Bombycidae.